ACUAACAACUAUUCUCCUUAUCUUCACAAUUUGUAGGUUAUUCCCUGUGGAGAUGAACCAUUCAAGAUGGAUUUUCCCCUGAACUUAACGCACUUAACAUUGAAGGCUGCUCUGCAUGAACAUGAAUUUUUUGGAAUAUGCUUCUUCCUGCGCAGUAGUCCUUGUUUGGAGACUCUCACAAUCCAAAUAGGCCCCGGAAGAGUGUUUCCUGAUUACGCGCCCCCAUUUCCGCUGGGGCCCGAUAACUUCUGGGAGAAGAAGUUCCCCCCCUUCAACUCCUUACCCUUCGAGUGCUUCAACACUCUUACUGUUGUGGAGGUUGAAGGCUUCAGGGGAACAAGGCAUGAACUUCCCUUCCUGCGCUAUUUGAUCCGCUCUGGUCAUGUCCUGGAACACCUACACAUUACUGUAUCAAAGGAAGGUGAAGAAAAUGGUGGAAAUGUCCAAGCAUACCAUGAGAGAGCUCAAGUGCUGCAGACGUUCCCAAAAGCCUCACCAAAUCUGCAGAUAUCUAUCUAUUAAAACAGAGGACUCUCUGCUUCUUCUGCUGCUCCUAUUGGCUACUACAUUUUAAUAAAUGGAGCAGCCCCUAUUAGCUAUUUGUAUAAGAGAAAUUUGAAAUAAGAACACAAUAAUCUCUAUUAAUUUCUCGUAAAACUUUUGAAUUUGCUGGCUUUCAAA
Molecule: messenger RNA, 681 nt
Organism: Corylus avellana
Lineage: Eukaryota; Viridiplantae; Streptophyta; Magnoliopsida; Fagales; Betulaceae
Product: F-box/LRR protein
Source: RefSeq, a predicted model, not a curated record